Molecule: messenger RNA, 2005 nt
Organism: Sitodiplosis mosellana (orange wheat blossom midge)
Lineage: Eukaryota; Metazoa; Arthropoda; Insecta; Diptera; Cecidomyiidae
Product: alpha-1,3-mannosyl-glycoprotein 4-beta-N-acetylglucosaminyltransferase B-like
Exons: 6
Coding region: 51-851 (266 amino acids)
Biological process (GO): protein N-linked glycosylation
Cellular component (GO): Golgi stack; endoplasmic reticulum; endoplasmic reticulum-Golgi intermediate compartment
Molecular function (GO): acetylglucosaminyltransferase activity
Source: RefSeq, a predicted model, not a curated record
AUGUGCAAUUAGAAGAUGACAUUCUCGCCAAGCGUGGAUUUAUUACAACUAUGAAAGAUUUUGCAUUGGAUAAAACCGUGCGCAAAGAACCAUGGCUCGUUUUAGAUUUUUGUCAGCUUGGUUUUAUCGGCAAAAUGUUUAAAUCGGCUGAACUUCCGUGGUUGAUCACAUUCUUUCAAAUGUUCUACAACGAUAAGCCGGUCGAUUGGCUACUCGACCAUUUGAUGGAUACAAAAGUUUGCAACUGCGAAAAGGAUCAGAAUGAUUGCAAAUUGGAAAAAGCAAAGUUAUGGCUGCAUUACAAGCCAUCGCUGUUCCAGCACAUCGGAACGACCUCAUCUUUACGUGGCAAAGUGCAAAAAUUGAAGGACACACAAUUCGGUAAAAUCCCAUUAUUUUAUCCGCAUUCGAAUCCAUCGGCCACCGUAAAAAGUCCAAUAAAUCCGUAUAAAAGUCAUACAUUGAACCGUGCAUACUUGGGUGAGGAUUUCUUUUGGGGUCUCUUGCCGCAGCCAGGCGACUUGGUUGAAUUUAUUUUUCAUCAGCCCUAUAAUUUAAGAAGAUAUCUAUUUCGGAGUGGUAAUAGUGAGCAUCCAUCGGACUGCUUCAACAAGAACACAUCUGUGGAAAUUUUGCCAGCAUCAUUGCCAGAAGAUGCAUAUAUAUGGAGUGCCUACAAUUCAACGACCGACGGAUUCCUAAUCGUUGGAUGCUUUAAUGAAGUUGGCAUCGCUGAAGGAGUAAUCGAUGCGAAAAUCGGAAAAAUUAGAGAAAUUCGAUUACGCGUGCACACCAACAACGGAAAUUGGGCCAUUCUUAGCGAAAUCCACUUAGAAGAUUCAGCAGCGUGAUGAUUUUUCUGAAUUAUUCAUGUUGAAUUUUGCAUAAUAUUGUCAUAAACUUAAACAUCUGGCUGGACAAAUUCUUGCUUAUUAUUCGACCAAUCGCGGUGCGAAUUUUACACAAUAUCGCCUGAGCCAAACAUCAUUAAAACACAAACAUACGUUUACCGUUGGUUCAGCAUUUCGUAUCUGCGGAUAUAUCCGAGCAUAUCGACGACGCAAGUCAAUGUAUAAGUGGCGUGCGUUGAUGUGCACAGCUAUAUCGACUACACACAAACACUACGCUCUCUGUUUGUGUAUAAAACGCUCUGUUUGUGUAUAGUCGAUUUAGCUAUGCACAUCAACGCACGCCACUUAUACAGUGACUUGCGUAGUCGAUAUGCUCGGAUAUAUCCGCAGAUACGAAAUGCUGAGAUGCUGAACCAUCGGUAAACGUAUGUUUGUUAAAACAGAACACAUUUUGUUAUUUAGCGACACGUUGAUGGAACACAUAAACAGGAUUUACAAGCUAUAUAUAAAUGACUAUGUAUGAACGAAAAAAAAAACAAACUGUGAUAUAAAUAUUACAUACACUCAAUGAAGCAGCGGACUUGUCGUUACACGCUUAAAUGUGGCAUUGCACUCUAUUUAGCGAUUCGUUAUAGAAGUAAAAAAAAUGUAAUUCUUAUUACUUUAUUACCUACUUAUUACUGUAAUAAGAUGACCUAUUACUUAUUACUCAUCUUAUUACUUUGCAAUAAGAUGCAUAAUAAGUAAUAAGUCCAUAUAAGAUGAUUGUAAUAAGAUUGUAAUAAGUAUCUUAUUACUUUUGGUGCAAAAACAAAUCGCAAAAAUAGUUUCAUGUAAAAAACAUGUCAAUUUUUGUCAGACGAAAAAAUGUUGAAAAAAAAUGUGUCUUGCAAAAUUUGACAUGAUUUUUGUAUGAAAUUACAGUAAUAAGUAAUAAGUAAUAAGUUGGAUUCAGUGUGGAUUUUUGCUUGGCAUUUAUAUCAUUUAUUUUAUUUUUAUUUUUAUUGAUUUAUAAUGGUGUUGAAAAGAGGAAAAAUCCCAAUAACAUUCUUCACCUAAUAGAAAUAAAAUAUCGAAAGGAAGAAAUAGCAAAAAAGACGACGAAAAUAUAAAUAUAUGAAAUAAAUUAAAUAAUCGAUUUAAAGUUUAAAAAA